This is a messenger RNA of Adelges cooleyi (spruce gall adelgid), 1394 nucleotides long. RefSeq names its product solute carrier family 25 member 44. The coding region runs from base 260 to 1237 and encodes 325 amino acids. Gene Ontology annotation, cellular component: mitochondrion. Gene Ontology annotation, biological process: branched-chain amino acid catabolic process. Gene Ontology annotation, molecular function: branched-chain amino acid transmembrane transporter activity. NCBI's taxonomy places the organism in Eukaryota, Metazoa, Arthropoda, Insecta, Hemiptera, Adelgidae. The transcript has 5 exons. The record is from RefSeq and is a predicted model, not a curated record.
UGCGAUUUUUAUUUUUAUGAAGAAUGUCAUAUUUAUUUUACUAAUUUAUUAAUUUAUGAACGAUUUUAGCUCUCUAUUAAUGUUUACCAUGCUGAUUGUAGGGCAUUCGUUACAAACUCUUAUUAAAUUUGUGUUUAAGUUAAAUCACUUUAUUAUGAAAUUUUCAGUUAUAACUGUUUGAAUGAGUUUAAAUACUUAUUCAUGAUAUUCCAGUUUUUUUGCUUUCCUGGAAAUAAAUUUGCUAUUGAAUUUAAUCAAAAUGUCCGAAAAACCAGCGUCAAGAAGUCAUGUUAGAACAAUUGAAUGGGACAUGAUGGAUAAAACCAAAUUUUUACCCUUAAGUAUGCUUAGUUCGUUUUGUGUACGUUGUUCGCUUUAUCCAUUAACAUUGAUCAAGACACGACUACAGAUUCAAAAACACGGAGAAAUGUACAAAGGUUUGUUGGAUGCAGCUAGUCGUAUUUAUUCCACUGAAGGCAUGUCGGGAUUGUAUCGAGGUUUCUGGGUCAGUUCUGUGCAAGUUUUUUCCGGUGUAGCUUAUAUUGGUGCCUAUGAACAAACUAGACAUAUAACUGGCCCUUACUUACAACAAUGGCCAGAAAUUAGAUCUUUGGUCGCUGGUGGCGUCGCUUCAGUCUUUGGUCAAACUAUAAUUGUACCUUUUGAUGUGGUCAGUCAACAUUUAAUGAUGCUCGGAUUAUCAAACAGUAAAAACAACAAAGAUAAAUUUAUAUAUUUUCGUCCUUUGAAUGUUAAUUUGGAUAUGUCAAAAUCAAAAUUUCGUACUACGUUAGAUAUAGCUCGUUGUGUCUAUCAACAAGAUGGUUUCAAAGGAUUUUAUAGGGGUUAUGUCGCUUCGGUAUGUACAUAUGCUCCAAAUAGUGCUUUGUGGUGGAGUUUUUAUACUAUUUUUCAAGAUCAACUUGAAAUAAGAUUACCAGUAAACACUUCUCUUUUGUUAAUGCAGAGUGUAUCAGGGGUUUUAGCUGGAUUUACUACCACCCUUAUAACAAAUCCAAUGGACACAAUUAGAGCUCGUUUACAAGUUCAAAGAACUAAUUCAAUUGUAAGGACUUUUAGAGCCCUUUGGGACGAAGAAAGGAUGAUGAUGUUCACCAAAGGACUUUCAGCCAGAUUAGUGCAAUCUAUAUGUUUCAGUUUUACAAUUAUUUUAGGCUACGAAAGUAUCAAACGAGUGAGCGUACUUCAUGAAUACAAAGACCGAGUGCGAUGGUAAUAUGGAUUUUGGCCCAAAGUAAUGUAAUGUUUUGUUAUAAUGAGUGUUAACUACGGUUUUGGUUCACCCAAUGUAAAAACUGUUGAUCUUUAUGUUGUAAAAUUAGUACUUAUGUUUCUACCAUUAAUGACAUUAUAUAGUGAUUAUUAUUUUAACA